Orycteropus afer afer is the source of this 1338-nucleotide messenger RNA. It is a transcript of the gene GALNTL5, whose product is annotated as polypeptide N-acetylgalactosaminyltransferase like 5. The coding region runs from base 1 to 1338 and encodes 445 amino acids. The record is from RefSeq and is a predicted model, not a curated record. Gene Ontology annotation, biological process: spermatid development. Lineage: Eukaryota; Metazoa; Chordata; Mammalia; Tubulidentata; Orycteropodidae. The transcript has 8 exons. Gene Ontology annotation, cellular component: Golgi apparatus.
AUGAAAAAUAACAUAAUUCAAUAUUUAUCCUAUGCGUCCAUUAUACUUUGGAUCUGGACUGCUCUGUUAUUUAUUUAUUUUCACCCUAAUUAUGGGAACCAGCAGAAGAGAGUCCAGAAGCCUGAAUCAACUUGGUCCCUUGAAAAACAGGUGAAUCAACAAGAUACUAAUGGCCCAGAGCAAAAACCAAAACCAUACUUAAAAGACGAAAGGUCUGAUGAAGCUGAACAUAAAGAACAGAAACCAUUUAUUAAAUUCCCUUUAAACUAUUCGGACCUAGAACUUAUUCAUGGACUUUUAAAAUAUGGAUUCAAUAUCAUUAUCAGUAGAAGCUUGGGAAAGGAGAGAGAUGUGCCAGACACCAGGAAUAAAAUGUGUCUUAAACAACAUUAUCCAAAAUAUCUACCUACUGCCAGUGUUGUUAUUUGUUUCCAUAAUGAAGAAUUUAAUGCCUUGUUUCGGACAAUGUCAAGUGUCAUGAAUCUCACUCCACAGUACAUCCUGGAAGAAAUUAUUUUGGUAGAUGACAUGAGUGAAUUUGAUGAUUUGAAAGAAAAACUAGACUAUCACCUAGAAGUUUUUCGGGGAAAGAUCAAAUUGAUAAGAAACAAAAAAAGAGAGGGGCUGAUCCGAUCGAGGCUGAUUGGAGCAUCUCAUGCUUCAGGGGAUGUUCUGGUGUUCCUGGAUAGCCACUCUGAGGUGAAUAGAGUAUGGCUGGAGCCCUUGCUAUUUGCUAUCUCCAAAAACCCCAAAAUGGUGGUUUGCCCUGUGAUCGAUGUUAUUGAUAACAUGACACUGGAAUACACACCCUCUCCUGUUGUAAGGGGAACUUUCAACUGGAAGCUACAAUUUAUGUGGGAUAACAUCUUCUCCUAUGAGAUGGAGGGACCAGAAGGGCCCACUGCACCAGUCAGGUCACCUGCAAUGGCUGGAGGAAUUUUUGCUAUAGAUAGGCAUUAUUUUUAUGAAAUUGGACAGUAUGACAAGGGCAUGAAUCUUUGGGGAGGAGAAAAUUUGGAAUUGUCACUAAGGAUCUGGAUGUGUGGAGGCCAACUUUUUAUUAUCCCUUGCUCUCGAGUAGGACAUAUCAGUAAGGAACACUUUCAAAAUAAUUUUACAACUAUGAAAUCUCUGGCAUACAACAAUCUAAGAGUGGUGCACGUUUGGUUGGAUGAAUACAAGGAGCAGUUUUUUUUACAAAGACCUGAUCUGAAAUCAAUGAAGUACGGAAACAUUAGUGAGCGUGUUCAAUUAAGGAAGCGAUUGGGCUGCAAGUCAUUCCAAUGGUAUUUGGAUACAGUCUUCCUGGAGUUAGAGGCAACUGUGAAUACCCUAUGA